UGUUCCCAUUGUACUGGCAGAAUGGCGGCGACACGUCUCUCACUUCUGUACCGUAUGACAUGGUGCGCGGUGUUAGUCGCCACAGCUUCAGCUUUAUGUCCCAAUGGUUUUGUUCGCCAUGACGAUUCGUGCUACAAGGUCUUCCUGAUACCUACAACGUGGCCAGAGGCGAUCAUAUUCUGCGAAGCAUUUGGAGCUAAACUUGCCGAAAUCUCCACAGCAUCUGAGCAACAGUUUUUGGAAUCUUACCUUGCACCGUUAAAAUCCUCUGUAAACACCAUGGACGUCUGGAUCGGCGGAAGUGACCUCAUCGUUGAAGGCAAUUUCAUGUGGUCUUGGUCUGGAGACCCUAUUGUCUACUCACACUGGGUCCCAGGAGAACCUAAUUCCUUGGGGGACGAGGAUUGCAUGGCUCUCUUCACAUCUCGUAACUUCAUGUGGAACGAUGCCCCAUGCGAGACUAAUCAGAUGUUUUUGUGCGAGAUACCGGGCAGUGCUUAUCAAGGAUCUGCUAUCAUUGGUUAAACUUGGGAACUACUGAAGACAAUUGCAGUAACUGUUUGAAUAAACGCAUUGGAACGAA
Messenger RNA from Haliotis rufescens (red abalone), 583 nucleotides. RefSeq names its product echinoidin-like. Bases 22 to 525 code for a protein of 167 amino acids. The transcript is spliced from 5 exons. NCBI's taxonomy places the organism in Eukaryota, Metazoa, Mollusca, Gastropoda, Lepetellida, Haliotidae. The record is from RefSeq and is a predicted model, not a curated record.